AUGGCUCCUCCACCUCUUCUGCAUGCUCUUCAAUCCUUUAGAUCAUCUCGUCGACAAACCGUUAUCUCCUGCCAUACCAUCAUUCACAGCCGUCCCCAGAAACUAAGCCUGGUCUUCACUGAGCUAGGCUCGUUUUCCUCCAACAAGACAUCCAACGGCUUUUACCAAAGACGCCGACACUUCUUCACCCAGAUUAGUGCCGAUGGGAACUUCGAAGUGACUCUGUCUACCAAGGCUACACUGCACUUUGACGGGUUGGUGGAGUGGAAACCUCCAGCCAUUUACAAGUCAUCAUGUGAGAUCGAUGUAGAGUUUUUUCCCUUCGAUGAGCAGACGUGCGUCAUGAAGUUUGGCUCCUGGACGUACGAUGGCUUCCAGGUUGAUCUACGACACAUAGACGAGGUUACGAACAACCCCAUCGUCGAGAUCGGUGUUGACCUCACCGAGUUCUACAUGUCUGUGGAGUGGGACAUUCUUGCUGUGCCUGCCAUCAGGAACGAGAAGUACUACACGUGCUGCAACGAGCCUUACCUGGACAUCACUUUUAACAUCACCAUGAGACGGAAGACUCUCUUCUACACGGUCAACCUCAUCAUCCCCUGCAUGGGUAUCUCCUUCCUCACAGUACUUGUCUUCUAUCUGCCCUCAGACUCGGGAGAGAAGGUGAGCUUGUCCAUCAGUAUUCUGCUCUCCCUCACUGUGUUCUUCCUGCUGUUGGCAGAAAUUAUCCCGCCGACGUCGCUGGUGGUGCCGUUACUGGGCAAAUUCGUGCUGUUUACCAUGAUAUUGGACACGUUAAGCAUCUGCGUGACGGUGGUGGUGUUGAACGUUCACUUCCGCUCCCCGCAGACGCAUUCAAUGGCGCCCUGGGUCAGGAGGGUCUUUAUACACAUCCUCCCGCGCCUCCUCGUCAUGCGACGACCCCAGUACCAAAUGGAUCGUCACCGUCUCUUCGCCAAGACCAAGGUGGGCAUGUUGAGGUCCUGCAACGGGGGAGACAUGCGGGAGUCCUGUAAUUACUACUCCACUGAGUCCUUCCAGGAUUCCAGAGAUAACUCCUUCAGCCAGCAGGAACUGAGGGACGCUAUCCAAGAGGGACUUAUGUAUAUGGGGAUCCCCAGCAGCCGGCCUCGCUCCCCACGCAGCGAGUACUCUCCCAGCCGGGAUAUAGAAUCACUGGGUAUCAACGGAGGUUGCAAGAUCCACGGUCCCGCAGCGCUGGCCGAUGACUUGGGUGUCGGUCUCAACGGGAACGUGGGGUCUCCGGGCAGGGGCACUACUGAGAACGGUAGUACCCAGUACUGCCCAGAGGUCAUAAAGGCCUUCGAGGGCGUCAGAUUCAUCGCCGAGCACACACGCAGGGAGGAGGAGUCCUGUAAGGUGAAAGAGGACUGGAAGUAUGUGGCGAUGGUGCUGGAUAGGUUGUUCUUGUGGAUCUUUACCCUGGCCGUUCUUUUGGGCACGGCCGGUAUCAUUCUACAAGCACCUACGCUAUACGACGACCGUCUGCCCAUCGACAUCGUCUACUCGGAGAUCGGAUCCAUCAAGAAUCAGCCGAAGACGACCGCAGCCCCAUCCAGUGUAACCUGAGGAGUGUUACAGUGGAGUGCUGCUUGGGGCAGCAGCAUAGUCAAACCAACACACUGUAGCCACAAAGUGAUUGAGACACCUCACCUUCUCGGCGCUUGUGACCACAACUAGCUCAGAUAUAUAUUAUAUGCACAACAUAUACAACAUUUCGAAUGGACCACGGGCUUACUACAGUACAAGAAACGAUCAGUUUAAUUUUGCCCUCAUGUGUAGUAGCAAGACUAUAAAUGUAAAUCUUGUACAGCCAGGCAGUGAGUUGUGAAUAAUAGCAGAGAAUAGCAAGCAGUGUUGUGAGGCUGGGACUUGAGUGUGUAUACUGAUAUUCACUCUUGUUUACUCUUGACUCGGGUAGCACAUUUAUAUAAAAAAAAAGUUAAGUGCAAACUUGAGAACACGGUUUAUUUACAUGCACAACGACAGACUCUUGAGUGUUGACGAGCACCUCUUGCAGAGUGCUAGCGGCGGCAAGCACUGCACUCAACUGUGGACCAUUAGCGGCCAUAUUGCUCAAGUGCCGAGACGUUUGGACUACAAGUAGCCAGAUACAAGUGAACUUGUGCAGAGUAUUAGCUACACCUUCCAUGUACAUUGUGUGAAAAGCUCACCACGUGCGUCAGACAAUGCUAGUUGCUUCGAGUUUACUGAAAAUUGGGAUUUUCCUUUUGAGUCUUUCCUUUCAUGUAGUUAUUAUUUAGUUACUUGGAAAAAAAUGUGCUUUUCCACUAUUAUGUGUACAUUACUUUUAGGAAUUUUAAAAACCUGUUUGUGUUAUAGAACGAAGUUAGUGUUUCAAAAUCCUAGUGUGCAAACACUGUAUAGUGGUUGGUGCAGGUGGUGACACUGUACAAGGUUGUGUAAUGACUGGUGGAGUGACACUGUACAAGGUUGUGUAAUAACUGGUGGAGUGACACUGUAUAAGGUUGUGUAAUAACUAGUGGAGUGACACUGUACAAGGUUGUGUAAUAACUGGU
Cherax quadricarinatus is the source of this 2561-nucleotide messenger RNA. Lineage: Eukaryota; Metazoa; Arthropoda; Malacostraca; Decapoda; Parastacidae. The record is from RefSeq and is a predicted model, not a curated record.